Molecule: messenger RNA, 2897 nt
Organism: Castor canadensis (American beaver)
Lineage: Eukaryota; Metazoa; Chordata; Mammalia; Rodentia; Castoridae
Source: RefSeq, a predicted model, not a curated record
GUUCACUUACAUGCGUCAAUCUUCUUCACUGCCCUCCUGCAGGGAGGAUAUGGUGCUCCUUCAGUGCGUUGGGAUAUUGAAGUUUCAGAGAGAUCCGUACCACACGAAGGUAGCAGAGUCGAUAAGAGACUUUUACGGACCGUGUUCAUCACUCUUUUUAACAUUGUCUCCAACAUCUUACCUGUUUUAGCCAUGGGAUUUUUGACCAGGUUAGAGCAUGUCUUGUCAAUUCUGACACCACAGCUCUAUGCUGCCAUAUUCUGGUCACUACCACCCACUGCACUGGAUGUGAGUGACCAGAACAGCCUGGACUGUCCCCAGCUCUAUGAACCUGGGCAGCUGAAUCUACUUUUUAACAAGCGUAAAUUUUCAUCUGUGGGCCAUGGAGUCUACACCUCCUUAGCUCUUUUCUUCCCCUUUGGAGCCUUUUACAACGUGGCUGGAGAAGAUGGGCAGCAUAUGGCUGACUAUCAGUCCUUCGCUGUAACCAUGGCCACAUCUUUGGUCAUUGUGGUCAGUGUGCAGAUAGCCUUGGACACGAGUUACUGGACCGUCAUUAAUCAUGUCUUCAUCUGGGGCAGUAUUGCCACUUAUUUCUCCAUUUUAUUUACAAUGCACAGUAAUGGCUUGUUUGGAAUCUUCCCAAACCAGUUUCCAUUUGUUGGAAAUGCGCGGCAUUCCUUAAGCCAGAAGUGCAUCUGGCUUGUUAUUCUCUUAACAACAGUGGCUUCGGUUAUACCAGUGGUGGCAUUCAGAUUUGUGAAGACAGAUUUAUAUCCAACCUUGAGUGAUCAGAUCUGCCGGUGGCAGAAGGCUCAAAAAAAGACAAGGCCCAGAAGUAGCCAAAGGCCUCAGACCCGCAGGUCAAGUUCAAGAAGAUCUGGGUACGCUUUUGCUCACCAAGAAGGCUACGGAGAGCUUAUCACAUCUGGAAAAAAUAUGCGAGCUAGAAAUCCACCCCCAACAUCGGGGUUGGAAGAGAUGCUUUAUAAUAGCCCUAGCUGGAUUGAAAAUUUAUGUAAGAAAACCACAGACACAGUGAGCAGCUGUAGUCAGGAUAAAACAGUGAAACUGUGAGUCAAGAUGAAUUUGAGUUGUCUUUUCACUUCAGCUGGAGCUGAAAUUCAGCGGCUCAGGCGCUAAGAGUGAGGCAGAUUGCCUCAUUUAACUUAAAUCCGCAGCAGACUGUGGCCAGUACCUAUCAAGGAAAGAGGGGUACGUUCUACAGGAAUCCAGGGCAGAUGGUUAAUGUCCAACUUGUGACUUGGUGGACCAAUGCCUCACAGUGCAAGCCAGAUUUUUAUCAACUUAGACACCAAUUGAUCUCAACUUUAGAAUAUUAUUUCUGGAGAAAAACUUGUAAAUCUGCAUGUACACUAAAUGUGUAGAUCCCCAGGUGGAUUAACAAAGGUGAAUAUCUGAGCCAAGAAGCACACUUGUUGACAGACAGACCAUGUGUAAAGAGCAGUCUUUUCCCCAGAUGGACUCUCAGGAUUUAAAGUGAAUACGAUGGUACUUUCAGAUGAAGAGUCACAUGUCACUCUAGUUUUGGUAUCUUCCCAUCUGGUCAGCCAAGAUAACAAAUCACUUGCAUGCUUGGAGAGUAGAGAGUCGUACUGGGGUUCCUCAUUUUUCUUCCAGUCUAGGGACAAAAUAGGAUGAAUGUUUUUACAGAGGGGCAGACUGCUAAGUUGGUCAAUUUUAUUCAAAAAGCUCUCAGCCUGUGUUAUGUUGGGACAUGCUCAUGAAAUGUCAACAAAUGACUCUACAAAGUAUUCUUACAUGUUUCAGUGACCUUAAUGACAACCUCAGUUGUACUUCACUGAGCAAAGCAUUGGAAUUUCACAGUUUAAUAAUAGUAUUCCAGAUAGUUUAUGGGCAAAUACUUUCAACAUUUCCAAUGUUAUAAACUUGACAGUUGAAAUGAAAUGAAUUAGUAAAUAAUCUAUUCAAUUACUACUUAAACACCCAAGUUUAGGUCAUUCAGAUUUAGUUGAUCUGGACCUCUAGAUGUCAUGUUUAUAACUCAAAUUAUUUAAACAUAUGUAGACAAGCCUGAUUUUUUUUCAGUCUCCAUGUGAAUCACUAGUGUAUUUCCUAUAAAAGGCCUCAGGCAAAUUUGUGUCCAAAUCCAAGCUCUGUUACUUCUUACCUCAAUAAGCUGGGCAGUUAAUGUGCCUUCUCAGAGACUCAGUUUCUUCCUUGUUAAAAUGCAGAUAUCCUUCCUACCUUGUGUAGUUGGCAAUUGUCAAAGCCCAAAUUCUCCAAUGAUUCUCUUAUGAGAAUCAUAAUCAUUAUAGGAGUUAGGUUUUAGUCAACUCAGUGUCAGAAUAACACAGCAAUCUGAAGAGAGUAUGAAGUACUGGAUUUUCAGGAAUCUGUGGGGAAGGCUUUGAUGAAAUGAGAUUGCUAAGUAAGAUAUAAACCUGGCUAGUGUCCUAUAGGGAAAUAAAAGAAUAACCUGAGAAGUAAAUUUCUCUACCAGAGAGCAAAAGCAAAUCAUCAUGCCUGAUUAGUUUUUUACAAAUCAACCUUUUCACUGUCCAGGUUUCUUAUUCUGGUUAUUGGUCAAACAAAAGUACAUUUCCCAAGAGAGUGUGGUGAUCCUUGAAUGGGCUUGAUGUAUAAUGGGUUACCAUGAUUUUAGUAGAUUACAGUCAUUGAAUUUUUUGCCUUAAUUUCAAAGCCUAGCUUGAUUUUUCCUGAACGAUGUGAUAUGUAGAAAAGGACCUCAUACAGUGCUUGACUAUAGUGAAUGUUUAUAGCUAUGUCCUUUUCUUCUAUAUACCUGCCUAGAAAAAUCCAAAUGUUAGUUUCUAAUGACGAAUUUGUCAUCAGUUUCACUGUUUACUUGCUCUUUGUAACACUUUUGAAAAAUUUCAAUAAAUAUUUUGGCA